AUGCGCCACCCCUUCAUCCAGCGCUGUCUGGCCUCGCAGUCCUCCCCACCGCCCUCUCGCCUGCGCUACCUCGACGUCGGCUGCGGCGGCGGCAUCUUCGCCGAGAGCGCGGCGCGGCAACCCACCACAGCCAGCGUGCUCGGCAUCGAUCCGACCCCCGAGGUGCUCGCCGUGGCCGAGGCGCACAAGCGGCAGGACCCGCUGCUGAUGGAGGACGGCCGCCUGACGUACAAGAACAUUCCUAUCGAGCAGCUGCCGCUCGACGGCGAGGGUUUCGACGUCGUUUCCUGCUUCGAGGUUGUCGAACACGUCGCCACGCCUACAGAGUUCCUACAACAGCUGAUUGCCCAUGUGCGCCCCGGCGGAUGGCUGGUCGGUUCGACGAUCGCGCGCACCUGGACAAGUUGGGCGACAACAAUUGUGGCGGCGGAGGAUAUCUUAAGGAUGGUGCCGAAGGGAACGCAUGAUUGGAAUAAAUACAUAAACGACGAUGAGCUGAGCAGGUGGUUCGCAACCCAGGCUGGGCUGGAGAGCCCGAGGAUCAUGGGCGUCAUGUACGUGCCGGGACUAGGAUGGAAGGAGGUGCCUAGGAGUGAGAAGUUCGGGAACUACUUCUUCGCAGUCAGGAAGGCCGAAGUGUAA
Messenger RNA from Lasiodiplodia theobromae, 642 nucleotides. Its product is annotated as 3-demethylubiquinone-9 3-o-methyltransferase. Gene Ontology annotation, biological process: ubiquinone biosynthetic process. Lineage: Eukaryota; Fungi; Ascomycota; Dothideomycetes; Botryosphaeriales; Botryosphaeriaceae. Gene Ontology annotation, molecular function: 2-methoxy-6-polyprenyl-1,4-benzoquinol methyltransferase activity. Bases 1 to 642 code for a protein of 213 amino acids. The transcript has a single exon. The record is from RefSeq and is a predicted model, not a curated record.